AUGUCUUCUAACAUCAUGCUGUGAUGAAGGCUCAAAUUCCUGAAGGCAGUAAUUCCACAGGUGGCUGACGAUGUGAAUAUGGCUAUGCAAAGGGAUGAGAAGCUCAGCUGCAAAAACAAUGAGAGUUUUAUCAAAUUUAAGGCAUUUGCUCUUCAUACAGCUCUGUUUCUGGGUCAGCAUAGCAGUAUGUUUAUAAAAGAAUUUGCCCUUUCAAUCUUUGAAAAGAUGCAAGCACAGGAAAUCCUGAGGAGCCUGCGGCUGCCUGAGUUUGACAACUUCAGCCAGUUUUUCCACAGCUUGCCAGCUACCACCUUAGUUGGCAUUGGUGCCUUUGCAGCGGUGAUCGCAUACUGGUUUGCUAGCCGGCCAAAGGCUCUGAAGCCACCAUGUGACCUCUUGAUGCAGUCAGAAGAAGUUGAGGGCUGGGAAGGAGCUCGGCGGUCCGUGAUAGGUGACAGCACAGAAUUAUUAACUCACUACUAUGAUGAUGCAAGGACAAUGUAUGAAGUAUUUAGAAGGGGAUUCAACAUAUCUGAGAAUGGUCCCUGUCUAGGAUUCAGAAAGCCCAAGCAGCCUUACCAAUGGUUGUCGUAUAAAGAGGUCUCUGAAAGAGCAGAAGCUUUAGGAUCUGGGUUACUCCAACAGGGAUGUAAACCAUCAACAAGUCAAUUUAUUGGGGUCUUCGCACAAAACCGUCCAGAGUGGAUCAUUUCUGAGCUGGCUUGUUAUACCUAUUCUAUGGUGGUGGUCCCCCUGUAUGACACAUUAGGUCAUGGAGCCAUUCGUUACAUUAUCAACACAGCUGAUAUUUCCACAGUAAUCUGUGACAAACCAGAAAAAGCCAGAAUCCUCCUGGAUCAUGUGGAGAAAAGAGAGACGCCAGGCUUAAAGUCUGUUAUUCUGAUGGACCCUUUUGAGAAGGACCUACAGGAAAGAGGGAAAAGAUGUGGUGUUCACGUCCAGUCCAUGCAGGAAGUAGAGGCUUGUGGCCGUGAGAGUUGGCAUGUCCCUGUGCCUCCUCAACCAGAAGAUCUGUCGAUUGUCUGUUUUACUAGUGGCACUACAGGGAACCCCAAAGGUGCUAUGCUGACUCACAGGAACGUGGUUGCUGAUUUUUCGGGCUUUCUGAAGGUGACAGAGAAAGUGAUCUUUCCGAGACAGGACGAUGUGCUCAUCUCCUUCCUGCCUCUGGCUCACAUGUUUGAAAGAGUUAUACAGUCUGUCGUAUAUUGCCAUGGUGGGCGAAUUGGAUUCUUUCAAGGAGAUAUCCGUCUCUUAUCGGAUGAUAUGAAAGCACUGCGUCCAACCAUUUUCCCUGUUGUACCACGAUUAUUAAAUAGAAUGUAUGAUAAGAUCUUUAGCCAAGCAGAUACUCCAUUGAAACGUUGGCUUCUGGAAUUUGCUGCAAAGCGUAAAAAGGCUGAAGUUCAAAGUGGAAUCAUUAGAAAUGACAGUUUGUGGGAUAAAUUAUUUUUUAAUAAAAUCCAGGCAAGCCUUGGUGGGUGUGUUAGGAUGAUUGUAACGGGAGCUGCCCCCGCUUCUCCAACUGUUCUGGGGUUCCUUCGGGCAGCACUUGGAUGUCAGGUUUAUGAAGGUUACGGUCAAACAGAGUGCACAGCAGGAUGUACCUUUACCACUCCGGGUGACUGGACUUCAGGUCACGUAGGAGCCCCUCUGCCCUGCAAUUUAAUCAAACUGAUGGAUGUGGAAGAGAUGAAUUAUUUUGCUUCGAAAGGAGAAGGAGAGAUAUGUGUGAAAGGACCCAAUGUUUUUAAAGGUUAUCUAAAAGAUGGCGAGAAGACAGCUGAAGCUCUGGAUAAAGAAGGAUGGCUUCAUACUGGAGACAUUGGGAAAUGGUUACCUGCUGGGACACUUAAAAUUAUUGAUCGGAAAAAGCAUAUAUUUAAACUUGCUCAGGGAGAAUAUAUUGCGCCUGAAAAGAUUGAGAAUAUCUACAUCCGCAGUGAGCCUAUUGCCCAGAUAUAUGUGCAUGGAGACAGCUUACAGGCCUUCUUGGUGGGAAUUGUUGUACCUGAUUCUGAAGUCAUGCCAGGCUGGGCAAGAAAAAGAGGGUUUGAGGGAACAUAUGCAGAGCUCUGUAAAAAUACGGAACUGACACAAGCAAUAAUGGAAGAUAUGGUGCGGCUAGGGAAGGAAGGUGGACUUCAUUCUUUUGAGCAGGUCAAAGCCAUUUACAUCCACUCUGAUAUGUUCUCAAUACAAAAUGGUUUGCUGACACCAACACUAAAGGCUAGGAGACGAGAGCUAAGAGAUUACUUCAAAAAACAAAUAGAAGAGCUUUAUUCAAGUGUCUCCGUAUGAAGCGGCAGGAAAUUCUUCCGAAUAAUGGACUUUGUAGCAAUAUUAAAGUACAUACUCAAAAGUA
This is a messenger RNA of Mauremys reevesii (Reeves's turtle), 2386 nucleotides long. RefSeq names its product acyl-CoA synthetase long chain family member 6 (gene ACSL6). The record is from RefSeq and is a predicted model, not a curated record. Gene Ontology annotation, cellular component: endoplasmic reticulum; membrane. Gene Ontology annotation, biological process: long-chain fatty-acyl-CoA biosynthetic process; long-chain fatty acid metabolic process; very long-chain fatty acid metabolic process. Gene Ontology annotation, molecular function: arachidonate-CoA ligase activity. Lineage: Eukaryota; Metazoa; Chordata; Testudines; Geoemydidae. The coding region runs from base 79 to 2322 and encodes 747 amino acids. The transcript is spliced from 22 exons.